AUGUCCAACCGCAAACGCAAGUUGAAUUCUACCUUUGGCACCAUUCACGAAACGAUCAUCACAGAUACUGGCACCUUAAGAACAUCUAGAGCCAAUCUCAGCAAAGUCCGUGCGGAUAGACUCGCACUUGAACGUGAAAACUUGGGGAGUCACCGAGGCAAUGUACUCGAAAAAUCUGUCGACCAAGCCCCCAACGAACUCGCCAAUGUAUCACUCUUGAAGUCUGGCUACCUCGGCUGCUCUCCUCUUCAACCCACACUUGCAAUAUCUUUGGGUUGCCUCGAGCUCUAUCACCAAAUACGCUGGAGAAAGCCAUCAUUCAGUGUGCAGGGGAUGGUGAAGGUACUAUGCUCUCUUCACAAUUCCUUACGCGACCAGUUUGCUAUCGCGUUCGACACGUAUCUUGCCAUUUUGCGCGAGGUGAGAACGCUCGUCGAUCAAGCACUAGGUCGAGACACGCCACAUUGGUGUAUGCUUCAUGCAUGCCCAGCGUGCAACUACAAGCAACCUGAUGAGCCCCCUCUUUAUCCUGCACGACUCGACGCCUUUGAUGGCAACAACUCGCUGAAACGAGUUGACGGCUCUGGCCAUGCCGACGAACAUUCUUUCCCAUCUACGUAUCUUAUCCCCGCUGCUGAGGUGGAUCUAUUCAAAGACGACGUCCGCCUUCGCCCAGGGACCCGAAUGACCACAGGCGACAAUGUCUAUCUCUCAAACAUCCCAGGGACCCAAGCUACCACAGGGGAUGAGGUCCUUCCAUCAAACGAUUCGACAUGUACCGAAAACUGGAGGGUCGCAAACACGACAUCUGAAAACAGCACCAACGUCUUCGAUCAGACCGGUGUCUUUGUUAGUGCAUGUCGCCAUGGUAUUGUUCAAACUUUAGUUGAACUGCGACGAAGCGGUGAACUUGCGAAAUAUGCCCUCGCAACAGCAAAUAAACUGAUUGACGUGUACGGAGCCAAUGGUGUGACUGGAUACGACAUCGGGUGUUCUUUUUCCAAGACAAUUGCUGCAAGUUCGGUUGCUGACAAAGUCAAGACAGUCAACCAUCGUUUCGUUGUCAAUGCUUUUCACGGGCACGCUCACAACCGCCGUUGUCAACUCCAGUAUCAUACACUUUAUCAGAAAGGUCUGGGGAUUGAAGAUCUCGAGACUUGUGAGCGUGUCUUUGCGGGUUCAAAUGCUGUUGCCCCACUUAUACGGCAUGCAUCAUAUUUUCAUUGGCUGCAAUUUAUCGACCUUCAAUUUGAUCAAUGGGAUCUAGAUCGCUAUCAAGAACUCAGUCAGUUUCUGUACAACAACUAUAAGCAGGCGCUUCACAUCAUCAACGAUCUCACGCCCGUCGUCCAGGAGUUGAAACAACAGCUCGAUCUUUCAGAUGCCGAUUUCGAGCAAUGGAACAUCGAAGAACUUCAAUAUCUGGAGGCUCUUGCUGCAGAACCAGAGUACGAUCCAGAGAAGAUCGCAUACGUCGAGGCCCUGCAGUCGUUGGCCAAGGCUGAGUCUACGCAAGGUCCACAAACUGCAACCAAAGCACAUGAAGCUGAACGCCGAGCCGCCCACAAUAAGCUUGCUCUCGAAAUGAAUGCAGCGCUUGACUUAGAGCACCGGCUUGGUCUUACGGAGCGCUGGACACCACGUGAUCCUCAAUAUCAAGAAGCGCUCGAAUAUUUGAACAAUAAUCGGUUCAUACGUGCAGUCCAGCGUCUCGAAGGACUUGUUGUACAAAGACUGUUCGAACUUGCCAAGGCCAACUUGGCUAGUACAGGUUAUAAAAUGCGCCAACAGAUAUCCAAUGCAAUAACUCGCCGUUCGAGUGCGAUUCGCCAUGCACUGGAACACUACAAUCAACUCGCGUACAUUCUCAAGUUUAGCGAAGUUGCAUCGUAUGCAUGGCUUGGCGAGUUUGAGUUGCUCAAAAGCUCACGGCGGGAAAUCUUAACCAAACCUUGGGCUUCAAAAGCCAACAGAGAGGUGGCAGGCAAGUACUUCAAGAUAAUUUGUGCACGCGAAGAAAUUGAACGCCUCAACAUUGAGAUCUCUCGUCUUCAACGAUGGCUCGAGGAUGAGGACGCUCACUUACUCACUACUGCGACAUCAUUGGAAGCCAAUCAACCUGCACUUGCCCACGAAAUUCACCGCCUGCAUGAUAAGCGUGUGCGCAUGAACAAUGUCCAUCGUGCACGCCUCCAGGCAAUCUAUGGAAUACCAGGUUUUUGUGGUAUACGUGUGCUGGAGACCUCUAAUGAUGCAGAUAUGGGUGCAGUAAUUGACGAGCUACAGAGUGCUGCUCCCAUCGAAAUAGAUGAAGACGAUAUCUUGUGUGACGAAGCGGCUUGUUUAGAAUCAUGUAUUACAUAG
Suillus clintonianus is the source of this 2364-nucleotide messenger RNA. RefSeq lists its product as uncharacterized. NCBI's taxonomy places the organism in Eukaryota, Fungi, Basidiomycota, Agaricomycetes, Boletales, Suillaceae. The transcript is spliced from 9 exons. The record is from RefSeq and is a predicted model, not a curated record. Bases 1 to 2364 code for a protein of 787 amino acids.